Uloborus diversus is the source of this 1629-nucleotide messenger RNA. RefSeq names its product gamma-aminobutyric acid receptor subunit beta-like (gene Rdl). NCBI's taxonomy places the organism in Eukaryota, Metazoa, Arthropoda, Arachnida, Araneae, Uloboridae. Gene Ontology annotation, biological process: chemical synaptic transmission; regulation of membrane potential; nervous system process. Bases 187 to 1629 code for a protein of 480 amino acids. The record is from RefSeq and is a predicted model, not a curated record. Gene Ontology annotation, molecular function: neurotransmitter receptor activity; chloride channel activity; GABA-A receptor activity. The transcript has 9 exons. Gene Ontology annotation, cellular component: membrane; synapse; neuron projection.
GCGCCGCCCCAUCCUUGGCACGCUGGAAAGCCGCUUCGCAGGGAAGCCGAACGUGCAGGCGGCUGAGCGGAUUUGACGCUUGUGACCGGCGGUUUUGGUGGGCCGGCCGUCCGACGAAAGGCGCUUGGAAUUUGCGAGGGCCGCCGUUUCUCACUCUCGGGGGCAUGCGGUAGGAAGUCUUAGGUGAUGUGGGUGGAAGCAGUCGCUUCGGCGAUGUUUAGAGUUUGGCUGUGUCUCGUGCCCGUCCUUUUGACGGUCGCUUCGGGACCAGCGGCCCAGUCGAAUCCUACUGGAGAUGAAAAGAUAAACAUCACCGAAAUCCUAAACAGUUUCUUCGACAAAGGUUACGAUAAACGUGUCCGGCCAAACUACGGCGGUCCUCCUGUAAAUGUUGGUGUCACCAUGUACAUUCUUAGUAUAAGUUCUGUCAAUGAGGUCCAAAUGGAUUUCACCCUCGAUUUCUAUUUCCGUCAGUCGUGGAAAGAUGAUCGACUGGCCUUCAAAACCCGACAUGCCCUAGAAAGCCUGACAGUCGGAGCUGAGGUGGCGGAUCUGAUCUGGGUACCGGACACUUUUUUUGCGAACGAAAAGACCGCCUACUUCCAUCAAGCUACCACGCCAAAUACGUUCCUCAGGAUAAGAUCCGGGGGUGAAGUUUUCCGGAGUAUGAGAUUAACUGUUACGAACAGCUGUCCGAUGGAUCUUAGAUAUUUUCCAAUGGAUCGACAGCAGUGUACAGUUGAAGUAGAGAGCUUUGGUUAUACGAUGAGAGACAUAAGAUACUAUUGGCUAGAGCAUGAAAGAUCAAUUAAAAUGUCCAGUGAUGUUGAAUUGCCCCAGUUCAAGGUUGUUGGACAUAGGCAAAGAUCAAAAGAAGUGCCACUCACUACAGGCAACUACUCCCGCCUCAUCUGCGAAAUCCAAUUCAUCCGCAGCAUGGGCUACUACCUGAUCCAGAUCUACAUUCCCGCCGGUCUCAUCGUCAUCAUCUCGUGGGUCUCCUUCUGGUUGCACCGGAACGCCACUCCGGCUCGCGUGGCCCUCGGAGUGACCACCGUGCUCACGAUGACCACUCUCAUGUCCAGCACCAACGCCGCCUUACCCAAGAUCUCGUACAUCAAGAGCAUCGACGUCUACCUGGGCACUUGCUUCGUGAUGGUAUUCGCCUCGCUCCUCGAGUACGCCACAGUGGGCUACCUGGGCAAGCGGAUCGCCAUGCGCAAGACCCGGACUCAGCUCAUCGCCAAGAUCGCCGAGCAGCAUCGCCAACGGUGCCUGGCUCACCACGCAGCUGCAGCAGCAGCUUCCACAGCCGACGGCGGGCCCGGCGACGCAGCCCAUUCGAAAAAGGAAGGCACAGAGGUCCGUCUGAAAAUGGCUGACCCCAAGUGCUACUCUUCUAAAACGUCAACCCUGGAGAAUCCCAUCAAUUUAAGUUAUGAGUAUGACGCUGCGGCCUUUUGUAAGAACACUAACAAGCUCUUCGGAGUGAGCCCCAGCGACAUAGACAAAUACUCUCGCGUCGUUUUUCCUGUGUGUUUUGUUUGUUUCAAUCUCAUGUACUGGAUCAUCUACCUACAUAUCAGCGAUGUACUUGAUGAGGGAAUCGUACCAUUAGGAAGCAAAUGA